This is a messenger RNA of Didymella exigua CBS 183.55, 1197 nucleotides long. Its product is annotated as putative isomerase YbhE. Bases 1 to 1197 code for a protein of 398 amino acids. The transcript is spliced from 3 exons. Gene Ontology annotation, molecular function: protein binding; 6-phosphogluconolactonase activity. The record is from RefSeq and is a predicted model, not a curated record. Lineage: Eukaryota; Fungi; Ascomycota; Dothideomycetes; Pleosporales; Didymellaceae.
AUGCUUGCCCCCAAUCUCACGCCUUUUCUCUUUUCUCUCCUUCCUCUCCUGACAAAUGCAGCAACUCUCUUCGCUGCACAGUCGAGCGGCCACUUGACCACACUCUCACUCACCCGCCAUGGCAAAUCCUACAAUCUGUCCGCUACAUCCACCACACGAGAGGCUGGCGGCAACCCUUCAUGGCUUAACAUCGAUACCAAACAGAGACUCCUAUACUGUCUAGACCGCGGCCAAAGCAACGCAACAAAAGGUUCACUUAACUCCUUCAACAUCGGCUCAAACGGCGUGCUAGAAAAGAUCGCCAGCGUUGAUGCACCAUUUUCGGGCGUAGCAGCUGAGUACUUCGACCUCGGCGGCGGGAACAGAGCAUACGUGACUGCGAGCUACAAUCAAUCAGCAAUCGCAGCCUUCUCGUUCCCUUCAAACGGGUCUCUCGAGCCACCGGCUCAGGUUUUGCACCCAACAUCCGCCACCACGGGGCCCAUCCCCAGCAGACAAAACGGCAGCUUCUCGCACCACGUCAUCCUCGACCCGAGCCAGAAAUUCAUCCUGGUUCCUGAUCUCGGCGCCGAUCUCAUACGCAUUUUCACGUACCACCCUGACUCCGUUGCCCCGCUGACUGAACUCACGCCGCUCAAGACAGAUCCCGGCGCGGGACCAAGACAUGGCGUCUUCUGGCGCACACCCGGACAGGGAAAGGAGGAGUGGUUUUUGCUGUUCAACGGUGAAUUGAGUCAGAAGGUGUACUCGUAUCGUAUCACGUACAUUGAGGGUGGGUUGGAGUGGGAGAAGGUGGGUGAAGUGACGGCGUUGGGGGAGCUGGGGGAGGGGCUGGAACCGAAUCAGGCGCCGACUAGUGAGAUUGCUGUUUCUCCUGAUCGGAGGUUCGUUAUCGUGAGUAGUCGCCAGCACUCGUUCAAUCUGUCGCCGCUGCAUCAGAAGGAGGACAGCGAUUCGCUGUCGACGUUCAGGAUUCAGGACGAUGGUGCGUUGAGUCUGGUUCAAAUUGCUCCGUCUGGUGGCCACCUGCCAAGACAGUUUAGUCUCAACAGGAAGGGGGAUAGGGUUGCAGUCGGGCACCAGGUCAAUAGUACUGUUGUCAUUUUAGAGAGGGAUGUUAGGAGUGGGAAGAUUGGAGAGAAGGUCGCGGAGACCGUGGUCAGUGGUCCUGUAGUGUUCGUUGGCUGGGAUGAGUAG